Messenger RNA from Cucurbitaria berberidis CBS 394.84, 1815 nucleotides. RefSeq lists its product as uncharacterized. NCBI's taxonomy places the organism in Eukaryota, Fungi, Ascomycota, Dothideomycetes, Pleosporales, Cucurbitariaceae. The coding region runs from base 293 to 1441 and encodes 382 amino acids. The record is from RefSeq and is a predicted model, not a curated record. The transcript has 2 exons.
CCUUCUGCCUUCGCUUGCGCAUGCCUGUAGGCAAAUCCCCCCUGCACACGGCACAGACAGUCGUGGAGAGUGCAUGAACUAUUCGCCUAAAGCAGUCGGCUCCCUCUCCAGGUGUACCUUGACAAGAGUGGGCUCGUUGUCGGGUCUACAGGGUCUGCUAUAAGUCGUUCGUUAUCCGUCUCGUGGCCCUUCCUUCAAGUGCCUUGUGCCUUCACUGCUUGCCUGCUUGCUUGAUUGCCGUCGCGUCUUUUAAACUCUCCUUUCCCCAUGUUGCCUACCGCACGCCUUUACAAUGAUGCGAGACUUGGAGCGGGAGUUGCAAGACACGCUUACAGAAGCUCGUGAUGGCAAUGGAGAGUCACGAGACGGCCUUCUCAACCUCACUCGGCGCAUGGAGAACGAGGAAGAGGAUCAAUUGGACGUCGACCUGACCAUCUUGGACUUCCUCGUCUACAAGGCCACCGAAUUGGUCUUUGAAUGGCGAGCCAGCAGCGAUCCCUACAUUUCAGACUUGCCGAACGCCUUGGUCAGCAUGACUGCCGAUUGGAGGACCUUGCUCAGGUAUCGGCAUCACGGACGCCGUUUGGACAAUAGGGCAGCCUUCCGUUCGAGAUUGCUGCAGUUUGCCUUGGUCUUCACCCAUCGAUUUCACCACGAUGAGACCUGGACAACGGAAGAAUCGCUGAAUGAGCUUCGAGAGCAAAACAAAAGCCGCGGCGACUAUUGGAAAGAGAAAACUCGACACCCUCCUGCCCUGCGGCAUCCAUUCGAUCAGCACAGAGAAUUCCCGUUGGACGAUGGCGCCCUCUUUGAAAACAGGAACGGGCUUGCGUCGGCUCUGAACAUGCCUCAUCACCAGAGGAGAUGGGUAAGUGAUGUGGCAGGCACGCCCUCGCUCCAUUGUCUACUCCCGCUCUUUAUCGAGCUCACUGCUGCGAGGGUUACUCUGGACGACGACUGGCUUCCCACAUCUGAAUGGUUCGACCUAGCAGGCCAGUUCAUGCUGCAGGCCGUCAUAGAAGAGUUCUUGCAAAACGGCGUGUACGGGGCAGACCAAUUUAACACGGUAUUUGCGUUUGGCUGUCCUGGCAUCGACCGAUGGGCCGAGGAACCGUCUGACGUGACAGCUAUGCGGCGACUGUUCUGCGAUGAGAACAACCCUCGCGAGCAGAACCGUGACUGGACCAACGUCAAGCGCCGGUACAUUAACGAGCUCCUACCUCAACGCUCGUCACAAUCGUCUCUACAAGCUAUACAAGGAGCGCAACAGCGGUAUCCAUACAGCGCAUUCGAGAGGCACCUCCUCUCGUUCCUCAAGUACCUCCACGACGGCCUAAUCAAGCCAGACCUUGCCCAGGUCGAAGAAGGCCGCAUAAACAUCGACGGCAACGAGCUUUCCGAAGCCGAUUCGAGGGAAAUGAUUCGCCGGAUGGAACUGUGAGCACUUUGCUGUGCCGCAUAGGCGUAGGCCUGAUGUGGCUCGUAUGUUUACUUCGCACUUGCCUCGGGAAUAGGCUGGCACUUGCCCUUUUCGAACCCCACUGCACCUAAGCGAUUGCAUUCUUGUUUAUACGUUUCCUUUUAUCUUCUUCUGGCCUUCAGGCGUCUUUGUAGCAUCUAUCUGUUUCCGUCUCUCAACAUCAGACGCUGUUAGCGCUUGUAAUACUCUUCGCCUUCUGUAUGGUAUACCUAGCCGCGAUCUGGUCAGCGGUCACUGCGAGAUGAUAGUGCCGUGACGCCCUCCGCGCUUGCGCUUUUCUUUUUUUACACGCCGCUUCAACUCAGCUAUUGGUCAAUGAUACUCAAUGUUACACC